Emiliania huxleyi CCMP1516 is the source of this 939-nucleotide messenger RNA. RefSeq lists its product as hypothetical. The record is from RefSeq and is a predicted model, not a curated record. Lineage: Eukaryota; Haptophyta; Isochrysidales; Noelaerhabdaceae. The coding region runs from base 1 to 939 and encodes 312 amino acids. The transcript is spliced from 2 exons.
AUGGACGCUGCCCCGCUCUUCGGCGGCGGCGGCGGCGCAGCACCAGCCAGCAGCGACGUUGGACCUGCGGCAGCGCUGGUCCUGGCGUCCACGUUUGAACUCGUCGCCGCGGCCUCGCUCUCCUCCACCGCCGGCAUCGCCGCCGGCGCUGUCUCCGCAGCGCUCUCCGGCCUGCUGCUCGCGCUGACGCUGGCCGUCAAGCUGCCCACCCCGCUGCCUGCCACGUUUGCGCCCAACGCCACACGCUUCCUCCUCGCCUGGUGGUCGCUCGCCUGCCUCGGCCUCACCUUCACCGGCCCCUUCACCACGCUCGGCAACGGGCACCUCUCGACGUGGGGCGCGCUGUUUGCGAGCGUCGCGGCGGCGCUGCCCUACUCGGGCCACCUGGCGCGCGCCGUCGACCGCUUCGUUCGCCUCGCCAAGGGGGACUUUGGACUCCUCCUCCUCCUCUGCAUCGGCUCCGCCGUCGUGGCGCUGCAGGCAUUCUGCAGCUACGUGCACAGCCGCUCAGGCGUGGACGCGUGGGCGCUCGCUGUGGGCCUCGUCUCGGCGGCGGGGUGCGGUGGGCUUCUGAGCCAGCCGGGGCUGGCGGCGCAGCAGGCGCGGAUCGUCUCGCUGGCGACGGCCGGCUGGUGGACGCAGGGGCUCGUCAUCACCUUUCUGCCGCACGAUUUCACGAGAACCGUCAACGGCUUCCUCGCUGUCUGGACCUGCAUCCUCCUCUCCCUCGUGCUGCUCAACUCGACUGCGGGCGGCGCCGGGGGAGGAGGCGGCGGGGGCGGAGGAGGCGGGCUCGCGCCGGGUCAGCCGCGGGGGGACCUUGCGCAUACGCCCUACUCGCUCGCCCCGACGGCCGACAACGCCACCGGGGGCGGGCUGCCCAGCUUUGGGGCGGCGCACGAGCCGACGGACGCGUACUAUGCCGCCGGGGAGGAGUGA